GACACUCCUGGCGUUAAAGAAGAACAAUUUCUUGUGAAAUGGCGUGGUCUUUCACAUCGCCACAACUCCUGGCACUUGUAUUCUGAAUUGCGAAACUAUAAAGGUUUUCGAAAAGUAGAGAAUGCUCGUCGAAAGGCUGAAGAUGAAGAUGCAUUUCGCAAUCAUCCAGGUGCUAGCCCUGACGAAAUUGAGCAAAUGGAUAUUGUGCUUGAAUUGGAGCGUGGCUUGCUUCAAGAUUAUAAAGUUAUUGAACGUGUAAUUGCCAUACGAGAAUCUGACUCGGGAGCUGGAUUAAGCGGAUCUGAAUACUUGUGCAAAUGGGGAAGGUUAUCGUAUGCAGAAUGUACGUGGGAACCAGCAGACUCGCUAUUGCCUGAAGAUCAGCCUGAAAUUGACUCUUUUUUGGAACGAAAUUCCAGUUCAACUGUUCCACAUAAAAACGAUACUUUUCAGCGUGUUCGAACCGACUACAAACCUUUUCAAAAGCAGCCCAGCUAUCUUGUUGGUGGAGAACUUCGCGACUAUCAGCUUCUGGGUGUCAAUUGGAUGGCUCACUUGUGGCAUCGUAACCGAAACGGCAUCCUUGCUGACGAAAUGGGUCUUGGUAAAACCAUCCAGUCAAUAUCAUUUUUAUCCUAUCUCUUCCACUCCCAACAUGUAUAUGGUCCUUUUCUUGUUGUCGUGCCGCUAUCUACUAUUGGUGCCUGGCAAAAAGAAUUUAAACAAUGGGCACCUGACAUAAAUGUAAUUUGCUAUCAUGGAGAUACCGCCUCUCGUCAAACUAUUCGCAACUAUGAAUUUUUCAUCCCAUCCAAAACCAAGGAACCUCGCAUCCGCUUCAAUGUACUGUUGACUACCUUUGAGCUUAUUUUAAAAGACAAGGAACAUUUGGGUAAAAUCAAAUGGGCAUUUUUGGCUGUUGACGAAGCUCACCGUCUCAAAAAUUCGGAAUCGCAACUUCACGAGGCACUUAAAGAUUUUUCAACUGCCAAUCGACUUCUUAUUACUGGUACACCUUUGCAAAACACUGUCAAAGAGCUGCUGGCUCUUAUCCAGUUUCUCAUGCCUGACCAGCUUCAAGAAUUUCAAGAUUUUGAAAUCACUGUAGGUGAUGAAGAACAGCAGGAAAAGAUCCGAGAACUUCAAAUCAAGCUUAAAGACCUGAUGCUUCGCCGUCUUAAAAAGGAUGUGGAAAAGUCUUUGCCGUCCAAGUCUGAACGUAUCUUGCGUGUUGAGCUUUCUCCACUUCAGCUUGAAUAUUACAAGGCAGUAUUUACAAAAAACUUUGAAACACUUAAUAGAGGGACGGCUGGCGGAAAACAGGUCAGUCUUCAAAAUAUUGCUAUGGAGCUCAAAAAGGCUAGCAAUCAUCCAUACCUUUUUGACGGUGCCGAACCUCCUAACAUGAGUCGAGAGGAUCAGCUCAAAGGCAUCAUCAUGAACUCGGGGAAAAUGGUACUUCUUGACAAGUUGCUGGCUAGUCUUCACGAGGGACAGCAUCGAGUAUUGAUAUUUUCCCAAAUGGUGCGCAUGCUCAACAUCUUGUCAGACUAUUUGUCCUAUCGUGGUUACACUUUCCAGAGACUUGAUGGCACCACACAGUCUGAAGUUCGCAAGCGCAGUAUGGAGCAUUUUAAUGCUGCUGGAUCUACCGAUUUUGCUUUUUUGCUUUCGACUCGUGCUGGCGGUCUUGGGUUGAAUCUUGCUACCGCAGAUACCGUUAUUUUAUUUGACUCGGACUGGAACCCGCAGAAUGACUUGCAAGCCAUUGCUCGUGCUCAUCGAAUUGGUCAAAAAAACACUGUCAACGUAUAUCGAUUUCUAUCCAAAGAUACCAUUGAAGAAGAUAUUAUUGAGCGUGCCAAAAGGAAAAUGGUGCUUGAAUACUCCAUCAUUAAAACCAUGGAUACAUCGGGAGAAGGGAUCAUGAGUUCUGGAAAAAGCAAAUCGGCGGGCAGUGCCAAUAGCGGAAACAUCUCAAAUGAAGAGCUGCAAAUGAUUCUUAAAUUUGGCGCACAAAACCUAUUCAAGCAAGAUGGUACCGCCAACAGUGCUUCAAACGAGAAGUUGGAGCAACUAAACCUUGAUGAUGUUUUGUCUCGAGCAGAAUUCCAUGAAGGCAUAGAACAGUCGGGCACUGCGUUGGGAUCUGCAGAGUUUUUGGAGCAGUUCAAUGUUGCUGAUGUUGCGGUUAGCCAACUUAGCUGGGAGGAUAUCAUUCCAGAAGAUCAGCGUAAACAGCAGCCAGCUGCAUCGGUGGAUGAGAUUCCAGAAAUUUAUUUAUUGGAAGGUAUGCGUCGACGCACAGCUGUUCCUGUACUAUAUACAUGUGAUGAUCCAUAUGAAUCUGCUGGUCGGAAACGGAAACGGAAAGCUAAUGGAGCCGGAGAGCAUGCACCCAAAAAGGCUAGCAGUAGCGAUACCCCUGUAAAUGAACUUUCAGACAAGGACAUUCGCGGUCUUAUUCGUGGAUUAUUAAAAUUUGGAGAUAUUGAACGACGCCUUGAUCUAAUUACUCAGGAGGCCGAUGUGUCACACAAAAACAAAGAUGUGGUGAUUGAAGCUGUAGGUGGUAUCAUUAAAAAUUGUUUAGAUGCACUUCAUAAUGUCGACGCUGGUACUUCUACUACUGGUACACCUAUUAAAACGGAUAAAGAUUUUACUAUUUCUACAAAGCAUAAAAGCGAGGCUAAUUCAGAGGUUGCAAACGAAACACCAACAGCCAAUACUCUGUCUGCCAACACAUCUAAACACAAAGUGAUUGCAGCUACAUAUAAUGGCGUAACAGGGAUCAAUGCGGGGCAGCUGAUUCAGCGCGUAAGUGAUAUGACGUGCUUGUCAAAGCGACUUGAAAAGCAGGUUUUGAAUCAAUUUCGUAUCACAUGGACUCCAAAGUCUACUUCCAACUGGGCUACGUCAUGGGGUGUCAAGGACGAUGCCAUGCUGCUUGUUGGUGUUUAUAAACAUGGAUUUGGAGCAUGGUCUGCAAUGCAGGCAGAUCCAGAACUUCCGUUUGCCAGCAAAUUUUUUCUCGACAACAGCGACGCUAAAAAACUGCCAAAGGGUCUUCAUCUCAUUCGACGUGCCGAAUAUCUUUUAAAACUUUUGCAUGAGAACGAAAUGGCAAGACAAAAAAAACGACGUGAUCAAGAGCAGGUCACUGGGUCCAAAUCAGAUCGACAACCCAAUAAAAUACAAGGGCAUUCACUUAAACGGCACCGAUUAGCAGAUACAAUAGUACUCAAGCGAGAGGGUUCUAAAAAGGAAACCAAGACUACAAGUAAUGGUGCUGCCACACCUACUUCAAAUAUCAAUGAUGAUCAGCAAAUGUCAGACUAUGACUCGAUGGACGAUAAUGUUUGCAAAUCUACUCUUCGUCCUUUAAAGAGCUAUCUUCAAGGUCUUCGUGAAAUGCCACCUACUCUCAACGGUGCUGAAAAGGCUGCGCUUAUUCGCAAAAACUUGGUAGCUAUUGGCGAUUAUAUCAGCAAGCAUACCAUGUCUUUGCCCCAUCAAACUGAACGCAGCAAAUUAUCGCGGCAUUUGUGGAAGUUUGCAAGCUUUUUUUGGCCAAAAGAGAUUUCAAGUCGUAAAGUGGAAGCCAUCUAUACCAAGAUUGUUGCUGCAUCGGCUACUUCUACUCCAGUUCCCAGUACGCCUAAACUGCCAGCACACCCACAAUCAGCUCUUCGAAAACCUACCCCAUCACACUCAUAG
Molecule: messenger RNA, 3717 nt
Organism: Batrachochytrium dendrobatidis JAM81
Lineage: Eukaryota; Fungi; Chytridiomycota; Chytridiomycetes; Rhizophydiales
Exons: 3
Biological process (GO): regulation of transcription by RNA polymerase II; nucleosome organization
Cellular component (GO): nucleus; chromatin
Molecular function (GO): ATP-dependent chromatin remodeler activity; chromatin binding; ATP hydrolysis activity
Source: RefSeq, a predicted model, not a curated record